GAUGCUAGCACGGCAAAAACAAGCUGAGUGGUUUGCAUCAACUGCUGUCCUCUGUUGUUGUUAUCAAAGUCGAUCCAGAGGAUUCGUGGACGUCUGUAGUCACUCGAUAAUAAACAAAACGUAGAGGUGAAGAGUCAGCCUCGACGCGACUGCCAUCCCGCUUGUUUACGUUUCGAGCAGUCAACAACAUGGGGCGGAUCUUCUUGGACCACAUUGGCGGGACUCGCCUCUUCUCCUGUGCCAACUGUGACACCAUUCUGACAAACCGUGCAGAACUCAUCUCGACACGCUUCACUGGAGCAACCGGCCGGGCUUUCCUUUUCAACAAGGUUGUGAAUCUGCAGCACAGCGAGGUGCAGGACAGGGUCAUGCUGACGGGGAGACACAUGGUGCGGGACGUCAGCUGCAAGAACUGCAACAGCAAAGUGGGCUGGAUGUACGAGUUCGCCACGGAGGAGAGCCAGCGUUACAAAGAGGGCCGCGUCAUCCUGGAGAGGGCGCUGGUGAGGGAGAGUGAAGGCUUCGAGCAUGUUCCCUCCGACAACUCCUGAGUUCACGUCUGUGGCCGUGGAAGAGCUCAACCUGUGCUCACUGCAGCUUGUCUCUUUGCAGGGGUGCAUUGACAGUGUGCCAUUUGUGAGGGUAGCUACACCAAAAUAAAUCACAGGCUGUGUCUUUAUGAGAAGUUUUCCAUUAUCCAACAUCUAAGAAUGAUUUCUAUGAUGGGUAAUAACAUCAUUGCUUCUCCACCCAUUUAAAAACACCUGCAGUUGGAAUACCUGCCCUGCAAGCUGUGAUAAAUAUGAAACAUGUUGGUGUGGUAUCUGGCUGCCGUCAGAGGAGGAGGGUUUGCUCCUGCUGCUGUACGAGAAGCUCAGACAGACAGAUUGUUCUGCAGUGGUUAGAAUAAAUGUUUACAGCACUGGUGAAUUCUGAACGUUUACAGAAGAGUUAUUCAGGUUAAGUAAGUAGGUGAAGUAUUAACAUAAAAAAGUAUAUGAUGUUAAUAUCACUGGGUAUGACAUCAGUUUUGUCCAUGAAAGAGUUCAGAAGUUUCCACUUUAUGUUACGUCCUGAUAAAUGAUAAUAAAGUCCAACAGGAUUU
This is a messenger RNA of Labrus mixtus (cuckoo wrasse), 1105 nucleotides long. Its product is annotated as protein yippee-like 5. The transcript is spliced from 3 exons. The coding region runs from base 189 to 551 and encodes 120 amino acids. The record is from RefSeq and is a predicted model, not a curated record. Lineage: Eukaryota; Metazoa; Chordata; Actinopteri; Labriformes; Labridae.